AUGGGCCAGCUCUGCCUCCACUCUAAGCCAGUGCCCUGCAUCAGCCCUGAAAACCAUGGGCCUGCGGGCUUCAUUUGGAAGACAGAAGUAGGAAUUGGCACUCUGGAGGAGGGCGACGGGCAGUGCCCGACCGAGGCGGCCACACGGGGCGGCAGCCGCCCGGCGCACACCUAUAAGGACCGGCGGGGAGGGAGGGAAGGGGGCGCCCGGCGGCGAGGGGUUGGCUGUGCCGGAGCUCCGCGGCGGUGGCGGGGAGAAGCGAGGAACCGAGCGUUCCCAGCAGCCGCCGUGCCCUGUGGUGCCGGUGAAGCCGGUCAGCGAGGGGGCAGUUCCGCAGCGCAGCCCCCACGCCUUCCACCUCCUCCUCCUCCUCCUCCUCCUCCUCCGCCUCCCUCCAGCGCCGUCCUCCCGCCCCGCGAAUGGCUGCCGGCUGACUGGCAGCCGAGGCGGCCACACGGGGCGGCAGCCGCCCGGCGCACACCUAUAAGGACCGGCGGGGAGGGAGGGAAGGGGGCGCCCGGCGGCGAGGGGCUGGCUGUGCCGGAGCUCCGCGGCGGUGGCGGGGAGAAGCGAGGAACCGAGCGUUCCCAGCAGCCGCCGUGCCCUGUGGUGCCGGUGAAGCCGGUCAGCGAGGGGGCAGUUCCGCAGCGCAGCCCCCACGCCUUCCACCUCCUCGUCUCCGGCAGCGGCGCCCGAAGGAUGCGGAGCGGCGGAGCGCGGGCGGCGGCGGGGCGCCGCGGGGGGACCCGCUGCUGCUACACCGGGCGCCGCCGCCCCUGCGCGCUGCGCUGGGGCGCGGCUCAGUGAGCGCCGUGGCCGCGGCCGGCCGGGCUCGCUGCUGCCGCCUCCGCCGCCGCUCCCGUCGCCGGAGGGGCCGCGAGCAGCUCCGCUCCGCUCCGAGCCGGCGGCGGGGGCCGCCACAGGUGCCUCGGGGCCGGGGGCUGCC
This is a messenger RNA of Oxyura jamaicensis (ruddy duck), 946 nucleotides long. RefSeq names its product putative HTLV-1-related endogenous sequence. The transcript has 3 exons. NCBI's taxonomy places the organism in Eukaryota, Metazoa, Chordata, Aves, Anseriformes, Anatidae. The coding region runs from base 1 to 807 and encodes 268 amino acids. The record is from RefSeq and is a predicted model, not a curated record.